Molecule: messenger RNA, 1679 nt
Organism: Poecilia latipinna (sailfin molly)
Lineage: Eukaryota; Metazoa; Chordata; Actinopteri; Cyprinodontiformes; Poeciliidae
Product: short transient receptor potential channel 1-like
Exons: 6
Coding region: 463-1476 (337 amino acids)
Biological process (GO): calcium ion transmembrane transport; regulation of cytosolic calcium ion concentration
Cellular component (GO): cation channel complex; plasma membrane
Molecular function (GO): inositol 1,4,5 trisphosphate binding; protein binding; store-operated calcium channel activity
Source: RefSeq, a predicted model, not a curated record
ACACACGCACACUGCGCUGCGCGCGCACGAAGGAAGCGCGUGCGACUCGGAGGAGGAAACAUGCGCAGUAGCGUCCUCGUCAGCAGCAUCAGGACCAAAAAGAUCCCAGCAGCAAACCUGCGAUGUGGGACAGAAGAUGGUGCGUGCAAACACGGCGAAAGGAAUGACAUUUUUGUUUUUCUUGGCGUAAGCAGUCGUUCGACUCCGUUAAUCCAGUUUAAUCGAGCCUGAGGUCGGAUAGUCGGUAGCGGGAAGGUUGUGUUUAGACGCACUAAAGAGAACGCAACGCCUCGGAGUGUGUUGACCACACAGGAAGAUUUCUCCCGAUGACGACGCUGUAAACCUGCCUCCGUUCCGCUCCGACUCGCUUCCUGGAAGGAUUCCUCCACUGUCCAGCCACACAUAGCAGUAACAAGGACGAUGACGGGCUUUCUUGUGUGAUGUUCGCAGCUUUCUAGUGGGAUGCACAUCAGUGCUUGGCCGUACUCGCUCUCCGUCGUAAUGGCAGCUCUUUACCAGGGCACGGACACCUCCUCCCCCGACAAAUUCCUGGCCUUGAAAGACGUGAGAGAAGUAAAAGAGGAGACGACGCUGGACGAGAAGCUCUUCCUGCUGGCAUGCGAGAAAGGUGACUAUUACAUGGUGAAGAAGCUGCUGGAGGAGAACCGCCAUGGGGAGCUCAACGUCAACUGUGUGGAUGUGCUGGGCCGGGACGCGGUGACCAUCACCAUCGAGAAUGAAAACCUGGACAUCCUGCAGCUUCUGCUCGAGCACGGCUGCCAGGCCACAGAUGCCCUGCUGGUGGCCAUAGACUCGGAGGUUGUGGGUGCCGUGGACAUCCUCCUCAACCACAGACCAAGACGCUCCUCCAAGCCCUCUAUCGCUAAACUGAUGCAGCGGAUCCAGAACCCAGAGUACUCCACCACCAUGGAUGUGGCUCCUGUUAUCCUGGCAGCGCACAGAAAUAAUUAUGAGAUCCUCACCAUGCUGCUAAAACAGGACAUCUCCCUCCCUCGGCCUCACGCUGUAGGCUGCGAGUGCAUGCUGUGCAAUGCUAAAAACAAGAAGGACAGCUUAAGGCACUCCAGGUUCCGACUCGACAUCUACCGCUGCCUGGCGAGCCCCUCCCUUAUCAUGCUGACCGAGGAGGACCCCAUACUGCGAGCAUUUGAGCUGAGCGCAGACCUGAAGGAGCUCAGCCUUGUCGAGGUCGAAUUCAGGAAUGACUACGAAGAGCUGGCGAAACAGUGCAAGAUGUUUGCCAAGGAUCUUCUGGCUCAGGCUCGAAACUCUCGAGAGCUGGAAGUGAUUCUCAAUCACACCUCCAGCGACGAUCAUGUCGACAAGAGGGGCCUGAUGGAGGAGCGCAUGAACCUUAGCCGGCUUAAGCUAGCCAUCAAGUACAACCAAAAAGAGGUAGGCUGGAGAAAGUCUGCAACUCCAAAAGCUCACAGGUUUCAUUACUUUUGUUAUUGAUCUCCUGUACUGUACUUGCUGUCAUAUUUAUGAGCUACAGUAGCACGCUGUGAACUUGUCUUUAGGGAACAAAAGUUUGGCAGUUUAAAGUGCUUCCUUAAGGCAACAGCGGUCAAAGAUAAACUUAAACUCUAAGUUUGAAGCUGCUAAAUGAUUUAUAGCCUGCAAGGUUCUGUGUGAAAAAUGUGCCUUGUGUUGUACAG